Molecule: messenger RNA, 3422 nt
Organism: Dromiciops gliroides (monito del monte)
Lineage: Eukaryota; Metazoa; Chordata; Mammalia; Microbiotheria; Microbiotheriidae
Gene: C4H1orf115
Product: chromosome 4 C1orf115 homolog
Exons: 2
Coding region: 83-517 (144 amino acids)
Source: RefSeq, a predicted model, not a curated record
GUCAGAGAGAAGGCGGGGAGCAAAGGUUCGGUGCUCUCCUCUCCUCUGCAGUCAGCCGCGGUUCAGCAGCUUAGGUGGCAGGAUGACGGUGGGCGCCAAGCUCCGAGGGAAGGGGGAAGGCAGAUACCUGCGCCGGUUCCCGAGGCGGGAGCAAGAGGAGGAGGCCUAUAUUCUUCAGCACCCGCAGUUAGAACAGGAGGAAGGAGAGGAGCCCGAGGGGCAAGAGGAGCAGCUGCCGCGCCAGGAGCCCCAGGGUGAGGCGAAGGGGAAUAAGGCAGCCCACUCCAAGAAAGUUCACUUUGCCUUUCUCCCGGAGAGAUACGAGCCCCUGGAGGAACAGACAGCCGGAGAAAAGCCCAAAAAGAAAUAUCGGAAGAAACUCAAGAAGUAUGGCAAGAAUGUUGGGAAAGUGAUCACCAAAGGAUGCCGCUACUUUGUCAUUGGUUUGCAAGGACUCGCCACAGCUUACUCAUCACCCUUUGUGGCAUCAGCCACCGUCCUUACCUUGGUUCGCUAACGGAAGUCAGCUUCUAGUGUCCUGUGAGAGAACAUUGAUGCUGCUACCCUGGGAACACAAUGAAGCAAGCAUCACGGACUUUGACCCAGAAACUACUUGUGACUGGAAAGAAAAAAGUACUGUCUUUUCUUGCAGAGGCUGAUGAGUGUUGUUAGAGUCAGCCCCCUUCCCUGCUUUCUGGCGCUUUUCAUCUUUGGGAUCAUUUACCAUCAAUAGAAUCCUGGUCAAAGGGAAGCCUGUUCAAUGAAAUAUUAGGCCAAAAGCAUGAGUUGAGGUUUCUCAACUCAAGAUUCUCAGUUAUAGAGAAAUUUAUUUACUAAAUCCUGAGUCUGUGGCUCAGCAGCCUGAAGGAGAACCCUGACCAAGGCAGACUCCAGGUGGGUGGACUUAAUGGGAAGGAGGCUCCCGGUGAAUUAAAAUCGGGAGAAAUUUUGGCAAAGGACUGGAAUCUUGAGUUGAUAUACAGCUUACACAGAGUACCUCAAAUCCUGUUGUCCCUGAAGGUCCUAUGCAAUGUGUCCCCCACCACCACCCUCAUUUGGAGGACACACUUCUUUUGUCUUCUGUUGUUUUUUUAAUUACCGAAAGCUUCAUUAACAUUGUGAGAAAAGUUGGAGGGGACCAUGGAUGUUGAAGAUUGAGAUAUCUUGAAAGCAGCAUCAAUGAAUUUGAAAUUAUUGUUCAAAUUUAAGAAAUGCCUAUGAUAGGGGGCAGCUAGGUGACGCAGUGCAUAGAGCACCAGCCCUGGAGUCAGGAGGACCUGAGUUCAAAUCCAACCCCAGACACUUAACACUUACUAGCUGUGUGACCCUGGGCAAGUCACUUAACCCCAAUUGCCUCACCAAAAAGAAAAAAAAAAGAAAUGCCUAUGAUAGUCUGAGGUUAUCUUUUUGUCUUGAAAGAGCUAUUGGCAGUAAAGGAAUGAGUAAAGGUGAGAUGGAAACAAAGCCCAUGGAUUUCUGGAAAGUCACUUGUUGUUUGACUAUCUCCUUGUUUAAUCUGAGGGUCUGCUCAGGACAAGUUACCUGUCUAGCCCAACCAGUUUAAGGUUGGUCAGGCCUCAAUAGGAACAGCUCUAUUUGUCUCAUGUGAUUAUUACAGAUAAAAUGCCCUACAGGGAUGCUCAAUCUUUUAGUAAUCCACCAUUUCUACUUGAAAUCUCUUUUUUAUUCCCUUUUGAAGGAAGAGGAGUACAAGUUAAAGACUGAGUUGGUUUGGGUUGGGAACAGGUUGGGCUGGGUUGGGGCAGGACAGUUAAAACAAGGGGAUACAGGCUUUCCAUUCCUGAAAUGGGUGAAUUGAAGAAAGUAACAAGAAAGUAGAGGAGAACAACAGAGAUGUAGAGACAGAGACGGAGAGAGGGGGAGAGAGAGAAAGAGAGAGAGAGAGAGAGAAGAGAAGAGAAGAGAAGAAGAAAGCAAAGGAGAGGAGAGAAGAAAAUAAGAGAGAUAAUAGAAAAGUGAAAGAAAGUAAUGAGAUCGAUGGGAAAAAAGAAAGUUAGAAGUAGAGAGUUUGGCUUUAUUAUUAGUAAUCAGAAUUUAGAAUCCUUGAAGUAAGGUAGCAGAAAAGUGAUAUUACCAGUUGUACUUUUUAAAAAUAAACAAAACCAACCCCCCUAAACCUGAAUUAGACAUACACACAAACACACACAAAGUUAGUACUUAAAAAGCUGUGACAUUUUAGUUUGAUUUUAUCUAUGUAACCAUCUUGGUAUGAGGACACUAUCUGAUAUGCCAUGGGCCUCACACCUGUCCAGGAAUAACUUCUUGGUAGCAAUUUGACUAAAAAUACAGGAAUGUUACAAAAUAAUUUUUUAAAAAUUUCACCCAUACCCAGGUGGGCCUCUUGAACACAAGAUGGAGGCCUCUACUUUCAGGUUUUUCUGAUCAAUUCCAACUUAAUGUCAGCCUUAAUGAGAGGAAGAAGUGGGUAAAAAAAGAAGAGGACAAUGAGAAAGGAAAGGAGAGGAGAGCUUGAUUGCAGUGUUGCUAGAAUUUUCAAAUUCUGAAGCCUUAAUAUUAACAUAUUCAUUUUUAAAACAAGUUUGGUCUGAAUACCUAUGCUGCCAAUAUUUGCAAUGUGAAACCAACAUCGAAGAUAUUGCUAGAUGAUUAAAUUUUAGCCAAAAUGAUGAAAGGAAACUAAUACAUGUCACUAUUUUUCAUACCAAGAAGAUAAUUAUAGAGUUCCUACCAGUCUUGCUUCUUUUCAAACUCAUCCCUUUUCCUUUUUUUUUUUUUUUAAUUUUUUUAAUCUGUUAAUGAAAUAGGUUUAGAGAUAGAGGUCAGUCAAGAACUUAAAGUGUCUACUAUAUGCAGGAGAAUAAACUUAGAAGAAUGUAAAUUUGGGAAGAGAGAUCAAGGUUAUUUGUGAUGUCAUUCACUGGUGUAGAGUUGACAGCGGCCACCUUCAAGCUGACAAAGGCUUCUUAUAGGAGAGGGCCUUACCCCUAAGUAGAAUAGCUUAUUCCUUUGGGGCACUAGGGUGCCUAGAGUGUAUUCCCUUUCCCUGAUGCUUUUUGGGUAUAACCAUUCCUAACAGAAGUAAAUGAAGAAAGGUCAGGCAAGAUCUGGCCCUGGCAACUGGAAAGCCUGGUUAAGAAUUAACUUGAAUUUUGAAAGUCAAACUAACCUAGUUUUGUCCUCACAAAUAAAUUCAUUUUGAAAGUAGAAACUGUUGCUCUCUGUUAGCCACAAUGAUUUCUUUGAGGUCAAAGCACUGAUGUAUUUCCCUUCCUCAUUUUCAUUGGAAUUAGCGAAUUGAGUCAUUGAUCCCUUUUUUCUACUUUUCUCCAACCACUUGGGAUAGACUUCUGGAAAUCUAUCACUUGUUCAUGAAAGACACAAGGAAAUUUGUUUCUUUUCUAAUCCUACAAUGUAAAUAAAAUUCAGAUUUGUUUAAUGAA